Messenger RNA from Salmo salar (Atlantic salmon), 7244 nucleotides. The record is from RefSeq and is a predicted model, not a curated record. NCBI's taxonomy places the organism in Eukaryota, Metazoa, Chordata, Actinopteri, Salmoniformes, Salmonidae.
UUUCAUCCACUAGGCUCGUAUACUGGCUGAUGCCGCUGGUCCAAACAACGUUAUGCCGCGCCAGCUAGCGCACGGUUUACCAGAUAUAGCCUUUUAGAAAGUUCCUCAACGCGAUUCAAGGGUUGACUUUUGGAAAAGUAUUGUUAAUAUCUCGGUAUGCUGGCACCGUUCCGACCUGUCACCAAGGAGAGAUGCUACGAAAAUACGAACGUAUUCACUGUUGCUGCCACAGGAGCGGAAACAGUGCAGCGGAUAUGGGGUCUUCUAAAUAAUUAAGAAAAGAGGAGCGCUUUCUUUACUGCGACUGGCACGUCAAGUAACGGUUCGGUAGAAACUAACGGAGUUUAUCCACCAAUGCUAUGAAAUCUAACAGAUGACAUAUCGCAACCUCGGAUCGAGAACCAGAUUUUACGGCUGACAUUUGACAGACGGGAGACUGGAAGGGGAGCGGAAGCGAGCGACACAGUGCCGCCGCGAAAGAGCGCUGGAACACGGCUGGGAGUCCACAGACCGUCGGUGGGGCACGGCCCAUGCGGAUCUGUCGUCCAUGAUCAGACGUCGGGAAAUAAAUAUGUAGCUAGCUACUGCUACUUGGUUAUAGUACAUAACAUUCACCGUAAAUAAGAACACGGGAAAGAGGGCUUGCCGUGUCGAUUACGGUACGGUGUUCCACGUUAUUUUGACGGUGUCCAACCUCCCUUCUUCACCUCCACCACCACCUCAGGCCUGCAGUCUCCCUCUCUCCCCCCUCUCACCCCUUUCUGUUCCACCUGGAAGAAGACAAGACAUUGGUCAGGAGAGUUGGCCAACCUCUACAUCCUACCCCAGACCACCCUAGUUCCAACCAGACUACAAUCCUACAUCCUUCCCCUCCACCCCUCCCCAAACAGACGAGGGGGAGAGAGGAGCUUCGCCCCCCCUCAUCCCCUCCCUCCCUCUCUCUCCCCCCUCCCAACAUGCAGCCUCAGGGCCUGUAUGUAAGAGCCAUGGUACAGCCCAUCCCUGGAUUGAAAUCUUGAACCACUCCAGUUGUACUCCACUGUGUGUUGAAGUGAAGCUAAAUGUUCUGAUGUGAGUGAAACUGGGCUGGACCAGCGCUGACCAGACAGCGCAACCAAUAGGAAGACUGGAUCACAGGCCUCAAAUUCCACAAUCACUCAAUCAAACUUUAUUUAUAAAAGCCUUUUUACAACAACAUUUCUCACAAAGUGCUUUACAGUAGUCACCUUAGUAAACCUAUUUUUGACUUCCAAAGAGCAGGCAAGGGAAUGGCAAGGGAAAACCUCCUUACAAGUGCAGAUGUGUUAGCUAACCUCUGACCUGUGUCUGGGCUUGGCUGCUUGUUGGAUCCAGACAGUAGUAUUGAAUCUAGAGGCUUCUACUGACCGUAGCUAGCGUGUCAGCUUCUAGAAUGUUCUAUUAGGUUCUAGUACGUUCUAAUAGGUUCUAAUAUGUUCUGUUAGGUUCUAGUAUGUUCUGUUAGGUUCUAGUACAUUCUAUUAGGUUAUAGUAUGUUCUAUUAGGUUCUAGUAUGUUCUGUUAGGUUCUAGUAUGUUCUAUUAGAUUAUAGUAUGUUCUAUUAGGUUCUAGUAUGUUCUAUUAGGUUGUAGUAUGUUCUAUUAGGUUCUAGUGUGUUCUAUUAGGUUCUAGUAGGCUCUACCGGGCUGUCUCUGGCCCUGUGCUGUGGCCACCUGGCCUGUGGCCCUCCUCUCUGGCUACAGCUUUGGGCGAGGCCCACGGUUCUCCCCCCUCCCCUGCUCAACCUCCACCAUUCGCCCCUCCCUCGCCACGGCUGUCCUCCCCCCCCGCCCCCGCCCCCACCCUUCCUCCCCCUCCCAUCACCACCACUCCCCCCAUCAUCACCAUCACCCCCACCCCUCUCACCCCCAGUCCCCUCCUCCCUCCUCCCCUGUGGUCACCAUGACGACCACUCCCACUGCUCGUGAGCAUCUCCUGGUGGUGAGGAGGCGCAACCCCCACAUGCGCUACACUCUCAGCCCUGAAAACCUGCGCUCCCUCUCAGCCCAGGGCGGUGAUGGCAUUGGCCCUAGGGGUCACGGCGGGGAAAGGUCAGCUGGUGAACGGUCAGGGGUCGGAGGUCAUGGAGAGGGUCAUGGCGGCGGGCUACAAAGGGCCAAUAGCGACACGGAUCUGGUGACCUCGGAGAGCAGGUCAUCGCUGACUGCGUCGACAUACGAGUUCACGAUGGGGCGGGGCCAAAACCUGAUCAUCAACUGGGACAUCAAGGAGGAAGUGGACGCCACGGACUGGAUCGGACUCUACCACAUCGAUGAGACGUGUCCUGCCAACGUGUGGGACUCUAAGAACCGCGGGGUGAACGGCACCCAGAGAGGACAGAUCGUCUGGAGGCUGGAGCCUGGACCUUACUUCAUGGAGCCUGAGACUAAGAUCUGCUUUAAGUACUACCAUGGAGUGAGUGGUGGCUUGAGAGCAACAACCCCCUGCAUCACCGUCAACAACCCAGGACUUCCUGUUAGAGCCGAGGGUCAAGCUGAGGGCCAAUCAGUGACAGAGAACUGUCGGAAACUCGUCAGCUUCACUUUAUCAGAUAUCAGUGCGUUGGGUCUGAAGAAGGGGAUGUUCUUUAACCCUGACCCCUACCUGAAGAUGUCCAUCCACCCUGGGAAGAAGAGUGGCUUCCCCACCUUCACACACCACGGACAGGAGCGCCGCUCUGCCAUCAUAUCUAACACCACCAACCCUGUCUGGCCCGGAGAGAAGUACACAUUUGUGGCUCUGAUGACGGAUGUCUUGGAGAUCGAGGUGAAGGAUAAGUUUUCUAAAAGCCGACCAAUCAUCAAGCGCUUCCUGGGUCAGCUGACCAUCCCAGUGCAGAGGCUGCUAGAGAGACCUAAUGCAGAGGACCAGCCGCUAAGCUAUACCCUGUGUCGUCGUCUGCCCACGGACCAUGUGAGCGGCCAGCUGCAGUUCAGAGUGGACAUGACCUCUGGACAUGACGAGGGCUCUCCUGAUGCCAUGGGUUCCAUCUUGGGUUUAUCAGUGAACGGGGACCCUGGGAGCCCCUCUGACGAUGAAGACCCCCACCCUUCCUCCAGGGCCCGGGGCCCCUCUCCUACAGGUUCCUACUCCUCCCUGCUCAACGGAGAGGUCCACAGGGAUGGAGACGAUAUCUGGAGUGAUGCCCGGGGGGCGGUAGGCGAGCUAGACAUCCUGGGAUUGGCAAUCCCGGGCGGCCACACCCAUCGACAGGUGUCCCUCAACGACUACCUGGAUUCCAUCGAAGCUCCUAAGGGCCCGGGAGAACGGCCCCUGGGCGCGACGUCACCCAAGCUGAGGUCCAGUUUCCCCACGGACACACGACUCAGCGCCAUGCUGCAUAUAGACUCUGAUGAAGACGAGGAGGCAGGGCCGUCCAGGGACCAUCCACCACAUGACAGGAAGCCCUUGCUGCCACUGACCAAUGGUGUUCAGGCUGGUGCUGGGAAGGGAGUUGCCUCUUCAGAACAGGGCCUGGGGAAACAAGAGAAAGAGGGGACAGAGGCAAACAGGGGAGAGGUUGAGGGAGCACAGGGGACACAAGCUGGGACAGGGACUGGAGAUAGAGAUGGGGCUGGAGCUGAAGAUGGAGAUGGGGAUGGAGAUGGGGAUGGAGCUGGUGAUGGGCCUGGAGCUGGAGAUGGGGCUGGAGAUGGGGCUGGAGAUGGGGAUGGGGCUGGAGAUGGAGCUAGAUCUGGGGCUGGAUCUGGAGCUGGAGAUGCAGUUGAAGCGAGGACUGGAGCUGGAUCCAUGGCUGUGGUUGGAUCUCUAACUAUAGCCAGACCUGGAUCUGUGGUUGGUCCUGGGGCUGGGGCUCCUCUAUCUCCAAUACCUGAGACGAAUACUGCAGUGCAGGAGGUGUCAGAGAAUGCCGUGGCUGCCAGGACUGAGGUCAGCCAGCAACCAACAAUCUCAGGGGCCACAGCAGCCCAGGGGCCCCUCAGGAACUCACUGCCUGCUGUUCUGAAGACAUCCACUACUCAGAAGGAAGAGGAAAUGGCGCCCAAGGCUGAGGAGGAAGGGGCGGAGUCAUCCAGUGAAGGAGCAAGUGCCAUCGCAGCCCCCCCGACGACCAGUAGCGUUGCCGACCAGGGAGGCGGGGCCUCUGGCUCUGAUGUCACAGGAGCAAGGACCGCCGGCGCAGCAGCCAAUGAGGAAGAAGAGGGUGGGGAGAUCUGGCAGAGGAGGUCCAUGCAGGCGUCUGGAGGCGUGUCUCAGGAGGAGGAGGCGCGGUCUUCUGAGGCCAGCGGGGCAAUCGACUCUUCUCAGAGUGUCUCUGAGGAGGGCAGAGAGGCAGGAGGGGCCACAGCUCAAGUCAACGGUCACCAGUCCGUCCGCUCCCUGCCCUCUGUCCGUCACGACAUUGGUCGCUACCAGAGAGUAGAUGAGCCACUUCCUCCCAACUGGGAGGCCCGUAUAGACAGUCACAGUCGUGUCUUCUAUGUGGACCAUGUGAACCGCACCACCACCUGGCAGAGACCCACCGCUCCUCCAGCACCACAGCUCCUCCAGAGGUCCAACAGCAUACAGCAGAUGGAACAGCUCAACCGCAGAUAUCAGAGUAUACGCAGGACGAUGACCAAUGAGAGAACAGCAGAGGAGCUGACAGCGCCACCCGAGGUGCCCACCGACGACACUGACCACACUAUCCCAGAGUAUCGUCGUGAUGGUGUGGUGGCUCCAGAUAGCUCUCGGUCUCGUCUCACUCUGCUCAUCCAGUCUCCCAGCGCUAAGUUCCUGACCAGCCCUGACUUCUUCACCGUGCUGCAUUCCAACCCUAGUGCCUACCGCAUGUUUACAGGUAACACCUGCCUGAAACACAUGAUCAGUAAGGUGCGUCGGGACACACAUCACUAUGAGCGCUACCAGCACAACAGAGACCUGGUGGUUUUCCUCAACAUGUUCUCCAACAAACAGCUGGAGCUGCCCCGUGGCUGGGAGCUGAAGCACGACCACACUGGCAAGCCUUUCUUUGUGGACCACAACUGCCGGGCCACUACGUUCAUCGACCCUCGGCUCCCUCUCCAGAGCAGCACGUGUCCCAGCAGCCUCCUGGCCCACCGCCAGCACCUGACCAGACAACGCAGCCACAGCGCUGGCGAGGUCAGCCCACAACACAUGGCGGGUGAGCACCCUCGUCACUCUGGAGGAGGACCCCCUGUGAUGCCCCGCCCAUCCAGCACCUUCACCACGGUCAGCCGCACCCAGUACCAAGACGUAGUGCCAGUGGCUUACAACGACAAGAUAGUGGCGUUUCUACGACAACCCAAUAUCUUUGAGAUCCUGCAGGAGAGACAGACAGAGUUUAUCAGGAACCACUGGCUCAGGGAGAAGGUGCAGUUGAUUUGUAAUGAAGGGGCCUCUGGUCUGGCCAGGCUGUCUGGUGAUGCAGACCUGGUCAUCCUCCUCAGCCUGUUUGAGGAGGAAGUGAUGUCAUAUGUUCCGCCUCACGCCUUACUGCACCCCAGCUACUGCCAGUCCCCACGAAGCUCCCCCGUGGCCUCCCCACAGAACUCACCUGGAACACAGCGAGCUAAUGCCCGUGCCCCGGCCCCCUACAAGCGAGACUUCGAAGCCAAACUGCGAAACUUCUACCGCAAACUGGAGACCAAAGGUUACGGCCAGGGCCCAGGGAAGUUAAAGUUGAUCAUCCGUAGGGACCAUCUCCUGGAGGAUGCCUUCAACCAGGUCAUGUGUUACUCCCGUAAAGACCUGCAGAGGAGCAAGCUCUAUGUCAGCUUCCUGGGAGAGGAGGGCUUGGACUACAGCGGCCCGUCCAGAGAGUUUUUCUUCCUGGUGUCUAGAGAGCUGUUCAACCCGUACUACGGCCUGUUUGAGUACUCCGCCAACGACACCUACACCGUUCAGAUCAGCCCCAUGUCUGCCUUCGUAGACAACCAUCACGAGUGGUUCCGUUUCAGCGGGCGUAUCCUGGGCCUGGCUCUGAUCCACCAAUACCUACUGGAUGCCUUCUUCACUAGACCCUUCUAUAAGGGCCUGCUGCGCAUCCUAUGUGAGCUGAGUGAUCUGGAGUAUCUGGAUGAGGAAUUCCACCAGAGUCUCCAGUGGAUGAAGGACAACGACAUCGAGGACAUGUUGGACCUCACCUUCACUGUCAAUGAGGAGGUGUUCGGACAGAUCACAGAGAGAGAGCUGAAGCCAGGCGGGGCCAACAUCCCAGUGACAGAGAAGAAUAAGAAGGAGUACAUUGAGCGCAUGGUGAAGUGGCGUAUUGAGAGAGGAGUGGUUCAACAGACAGAGAGUCUGGUCCGGGGCUUCUAUGAGGUGGUGGAUUCCAGGCUGGUGUCAGUGUUUGAUGCCAGGGAGCUGGAACUGGUGAUAGCUGGCACCGCUGAGAUAGACCUGGUAGACUGGAGGAGCAACACAGAUUACAGAGGAGGUUACCAUGACAACCACAUAGUGAUCCGUUGGUUCUGGGCGGCGGUGGAGAGGUUCAACAACGAGCAGAGACUCAGGCUGCUACAGUUUGUGACGGGUACCUCCAGUAUUCCCUACGAGGGUUUUGCCUCUCUCCGAGGCAGCAACGGACCCCGCAGGUUUUGUGUGGAGAAAUGGGGCAAAGUUACCUCUCUACCCAGGGCUCACACCUGUUUCAACCGGCUGGACCUCCCUCCAUAUCCAUCCUUCUCCAUGCUGCACGAGAAGAUGCUCACUGCCGUGGAGGAGACCAGCACCUUCGGCCUAGAGUGAUGACCCCUAUCACCUUUAACCCCCACUCCUCCUACGACCUUUGACCCUGACCUCUGAACUGUAGUAUCACAGAGGUAGAGGAACCCAAAUGGUUCAAGGGGAUGACUGUCUAGUCUGUCUGGCACCCUGUUGUAUCUUUAUACACACUCACCUUCCUGAAGUGAGCUGAACAGAGGAGAAUAGAGCGAUGUCUAUCAGAGGGUAUGACCCCUGCACAACGCCAGGGUUUCCAUGUGACGGUUAAGGUCACUUAGACACACUGCCAACACAAACCAAAGGAGAGCACCCUAACACUCACACCCUUGUUAUUCCAUUAGUGUCACGUCCUGGCCAGUAUAUAAGGUUAAUUGUUUUGUAGUUUGGUCAGGGCGUGGCAGGGGGUAUUUGUUUUAUGUGGUUCGGGGUGGUGUGUUUUGUGUAAAGGGUGUUUGAUUUAGUAAUUCCGGGUUUUGGUUUAUGUUUAGUAUUCUAUGGUUAGUCUAGGUUGUGUGUUUCUAUGUUUGGUUGAUUGGGGU